Molecule: messenger RNA, 3983 nt
Organism: Cladocopium goreaui
Lineage: Eukaryota; Dinophyceae; Suessiales; Symbiodiniaceae
Source: the annotation of a GenBank genome assembly
AUGUGGCAGCGAGUUCAGAACCUGGGCCACCGAAACUUGGGUUACGCCGGUUACGAAGUGACAGAUGCUGAGUUCCCUUUCAUGCACGUGGUUACACCCGUGGUUACACCCGACAGAUACCUCCUGGCAGCAAGUGAUGCUUUGAAAGUCGCCUCAUGGUCAAUGGGGAUCCUGUGGAUCGCCGCCAGGGUCUACCAGCUCAGAUUUUUUCGGGUUUUUCCUAUAGGCUGUUGGUCCGGCUACUACGACUACGAGCAUUGUUGUUUGGCCAAUCGGAGUUCCCAAAGCUGGGUCGACAUCAUUUUACGUGAGAUCGAUACGGAUCAAUUCUAUGGCAUGGAUGAGUUCUACACCGAUUCCCAGUACGGCAACGAUUUCGGAUACUAUUCGACCGGCCGUGUAUUGGGCAAGAGCGACGGGAAGACGGCGCAGGAGUUUGCACACUACACCACCUAUCCCAUGGCGUUGUCGCCGCACUUCGGGCGAGUGCUUUGCCGUUUGGUCUUCAUCAUGUGGAUUCAGAUGAAAGAGAAAGCGCCCUUUCGUGUCGUGGAGAUGGGUGCAGGAAGUGGUCAACUGGCGCAUGACAUCCACGUCUGCGUGAAGCGCAACGAGUUGGGCAUCGAACCCGCAGUGUGGAGGCGCUUCGUGGGUGCAUUUGAGUACGUCAUCGUUGAGAGGUCCCCAGCCCUUGCGCGGCGGCAACGCGAGCGGGGCCUCAAAGUGGUCAACGGCGAUGCGCAGCGCAAGGACAGCUGUCCCUCGGUCUUGCGCGCGUUGGCGUCCUCGGACGCCUGUAGCGCCGCCUUCAGUAGCGCGCCGGAGUGUCAGGUCUCAGAUCGCGCGGACAAACACACGGCCGCCUCGGUGGUCUUGAGCAACGAACUGCUCGACGCUUUCGCGCCGGUGAAGCUGCAGCUGAGCAUCUACGGCCAACCGGUGGUGACCCAUUGCAGGGCAUGGCAAGAGAUUCGCAUGGUGCACAUCAUCAAGUUGAAAGAUCUUGAGUCCAUUUCCCAGGCUCUCCACCAUUCGGAGGACAGGAUCAGCGCCAUGGCAAUGGACCUGGAGGGCUACACCAACGAGGUCUUUUGCCGGGUGACCAACACCUCUGUGGGCCAGGCUGCCAUGGCCUGUGCGCCCACCAGCAGUUGCUUGGCCAUGGUCAUCGCCCUCAGCGAGAUCAUGAAUCACCAUGACCUACACCUUCCCGCGGCAGCACACAACAUGCGGCUGCGUUUGCGGAAGGAUGCAGAGCUUUGUCAACGUCUUCAGGGAAUGGUCAGCGAAUUGGAGGAGAAUUUCCAGAACUCUGUGGUGCUCCCUCGGCAGGUCUAUCGAAUGCUUCGACACCAAUUGCGGGAGGCGGUGGACUUGGAGCUGCUGUUCCUGACCUCCGCCACGACACGGCAGGUGCCCGUGCCCUUAUCGGAACGGCGCUGUGAGGACUUGAAGUGGUGGUUUGAGGUGCAUGAGGCUCGAAUUCAGCGCCUCAUCGACAUCUACAGGCCCUUGGGUUAUCCCAAUAUCCAACUCCUGCUGCGUCCUGGAGAGCGCAACUUCGUUGAGCUGGUCGAUUGCUUGAUCGGCAAGGAAGGUUUCAUGCUGGCCGUGGACUAUGGUGCAACCUUUGAGGUGGGUGUCAUUCACUUUUCAAUCGACCCACGAUUUCCGUCCCUCCCCCCUCUCCGUCGAAGUCCUGCCGCCAUGGCGGCGCUGUUUCAGCAGCUCUUCACCCGCGAGCAGGGCCUGGGACGGCGCCCCUCCUAUUCCCUGCAGAAGCUGCAGGCGCUGCACGACAGGUUGCAGUCGAUCCUGGAGACUGACGAGUCCGCGGAGGCGGUGGAGGUGAUCCGCUCCAUGACCGAGGCGCUGCUCUGGGGCGAGCAGAACGAUGACAAUGAUCAAUUCUUUGAUUUCUUUUGCGAGAACUGCAUUUUGUCGGAUUUCGUUCAGAUCUUGGGCCGAAACGUGCCCAAGACCGUGAAGGUGCAGUUGCUGCAGAGCCUCUCGAUGUUGAUCCAGAACAUUCGCAGGCCGACGUCGUUGUACUACCUCUUCAGCAACAACUACGUAAACCAACUCAUCGCCACUCAAUUCGACUGGUCCGAUGAGGAGAUUCUUAGUUACUACAUCAGUUUUUUGAAGUCUUUGGCUCUGAGACUAAACCAAGAGACCGUGAAGUUCUUCUUCAACGAGCGCUCCCAACAGUUCCCGCUCUUUACGGAGGCGAUCCGUUUCUUCAGUCACCGGGACCAGAUGGUACGAACCUCGGUGCGCAACAUGACGCUGCGCGUCUUUCGCCUGGACGACGAGGCCAUGCAGCGCUUCGUACUACGGGUGGCCAGGCCCUACUUCCAGCGGCUCUCAGAAUAUCUGGCGCUGCUGUGGUGUCAACUGGAGGAAGCCCGUGGCUCCUCCGCGAUGGAAGAAGCCAAUGACGAACAGCAGGAUCUGCUGAUGUACAUUUGCGACGUCUUAGAGCUGAACAACCAGCAACUGAACGUCAUCGUGGUGCAGCAGUUCCUACAGCACGCGUGCUAUCCCUUUCUGCUUCACAGUGUGUGGAGCGACGCGCCGGAGCUGUUGAGCUGUCGCACCGCUCUUUUCUUGUUCCACGAGAUCUUCCAGGGCGUCCAACGUCGCGACGUCGUGGAGCCCUUGGCGCUGGCCCUGCUGAGCGACGGCGACGACGCAACGAGCGGCGCGGCGGUGUGUUCGGCACCGCGGCGGCCGGAGAUCCUGGAGGUCUGGGAGCCUUUCAAAGUAGAGGACGACCCGAAGGCGGCUCCAUCAGAGCCACCGCUGCGUCUGCGUGGCAAGAUGCUGCAGCUGCUGCGGUCCGAGGAAGCCUUGCUGACGGCAGGCGUCUUCAGAUCCUGUCUGAGUUUGGGGAUCAGCAAUCUUCUGCCUUCCGAGCUCUUGGUGGAUACAGGCCUGUUGCCGCCAGUGCCCCGGUCGCGCCCCACGACGCCGGCCACGCCCCUGGAAGUCUUGCUGAUGGCAGCGGAAGCCUUGGAAAAUCACUCCGCGAUGAGUAUGCUGGUGGUUCAAGCUUUGUGUCGUUUGUGCAUGGAUGUGGCCUUCACGCCGCAGGCGCGCAGUCUGAGCGGCGCCAAGGACUGGACGCAUCGGCCCAAGGCGGCCGUCGGCCGCGCCAUGCAGGGCGCGGCGCGGCAGGUUAGAAGUUUCAUCCACAACCUUGGAGAUGCCUUUCUGGACAUCUUCGCGGAGGUCUGGGACUUGGACCACGAAGCGGCUCCUCUGCCCGAGCUCUGCAAAGCCACACUGAGUUUGGCCACGGAGAAAUCCGCGGCCGAGUCGGAUAGCCAACAGGCCUUCAAAGCCGUACGUGUGAUGCUGAUGCUCCGACGUUUCCACAGCGACCUUUCCGAGGGCGGCGGUUCGCCGCGCCACGGCGGCUACCGGGCCGCUGCGCCCGUGGCGACGGGCGCCGAGGGCGGCGGCAUCAUCGAUUCGGCGCUGACCCCGUUGAGUGGAUCUGAGUCGCCUUUGCAGAUUCCGGAGGAAGAGUUCAAUACCUUGGGAGGCAACUCCUUCCAACUGGGCCGCAUGGACCGCAUCGUCUGUGGAAUCGUCACGCCGGAGGGCAGGCACUCGCGCUACAUGAUUCUGCAUCACUAUUUGCUACUCUUGGUGCAACCCGACAUCCUGACCCCUGGCUACGCCGUGGUGAAGACCCUGGUGCCUUUACGAUAUGUGGAGCCCUUGGACUGCUCCGAUCCGAGGCAGUUGUGUUUGAAAGCCAAGAAUCUGGAGGAACCUGGGGAGAGCAUGACGAUCAACUUGACCUUUGAGGACACGAAGCGAUGUUCGAUCGCCGAGUCGCACCUCAUGAAACAUCGAAAACAGGUGCGCGAGCGCCUCUGCAAAAAAGUCCUGGACUUCACGGAGAAACUCUGCGAAGCUUUCGGGGAGGCCGAGGCCUCGUGACGCCCAAGAUCGCCAGCUGCCUUGCGGCG